Molecule: messenger RNA, 703 nt
Organism: Sinocyclocheilus grahami
Lineage: Eukaryota; Metazoa; Chordata; Actinopteri; Cypriniformes; Cyprinidae
Product: microfibrillar-associated protein 2-like
Exons: 7
Coding region: 121-501 (126 amino acids)
Biological process (GO): embryonic eye morphogenesis
Cellular component (GO): microfibril
Source: RefSeq, a predicted model, not a curated record
GGAGGGAAGAGAAAGGGAGGGGGAAAGUAAAAGUCCAAAGGAUUCUGAAAAACACAAGGAGCAGCAGAGGAUUGGAAAUUUGCCCUGAGCUGUGAUCAGCCCGCGUGAAGACCCCAAAAGAUGGGCAGCUAUCCAGUUUCUGUGCUCUUAUGCUGUUUUUUCUUUGUACUUGUUACUGUCCGGGCACAACAAACUGAACUACGUGACACUGAUGCCACUGCUUUGCCACCACCAGACUGCAGAGAGGAAACAUACCCCUGCACCAGGAUGUACUCUGUUCAUCGACCGAUAAAGAGAUGCAUUCAUUCACUCUGUCUCUACAGUCUUCCAAGAGUCUAUGUGAUCAACAAAGAAAUCUGUGUAAGAACCGUGUGCCAGCAAGACGAGAUCCUGAUGGCUGAACUCUGUAGAGAGAAAUCGGGUUGGCCAAAACGCCAAAAGAGGACAACUAUGAAACGCUGUCUCCGUGCCAACCCUAAAACCUGGGCAAACAGGGCCUAAAGUCAGAUGGAUGACAAAGGGCAGAGUUUUGGUUCCAACAAAUACAACUGUAAAUCUAAAUGUUGAAUCUAAAAAUGUAAACUUGUUACAUUCCUAAAACAAACCUAAGCUGUGGUCCAGUGACCUUCACAAACAUUACUGUUCAUAAUCACUUUAUGUAACUUAUAAUCAUUUUAAUGCUUGAACUUGAAACUGAAAAAAA